This is a messenger RNA of Durio zibethinus, 1852 nucleotides long. Lineage: Eukaryota; Viridiplantae; Streptophyta; Magnoliopsida; Malvales; Malvaceae. The record is from RefSeq and is a predicted model, not a curated record.
CUUAAUUCCAUCAUUGGAUAGCACAUCUCCAUCCUCAUGCCAUGUUCAUUCAUUUCACAUUUCUAUCAUAAACCCAUUUAAAAUUGCUACCUUUAAAAGCCACAUUAUGAAUAAUUAUAACCCAACUCUUCAUCAAAGGCUAGCUGCUCCAAAUAAAAGACCUAGCUAGUAGUAGUUGCCUAUAAUGGAGGCAGCUCCUCCUUCACCAUCGAUUGUUGUUGUUGCAUUCGAUGCAACUAAGGACAAUAACGAACGUGAGCUUAGAACCACAAUUAAUAAUCUACGACUCAGAGGUGACAUUUUACGUGUUGGGGAUAGGCUUGUUAUGCUUGGAGUUUUGCAUAGAGUCACUCACCCUAUGGGUUACCAAACCAAACCAUGUCCUGAAUUUUUUUUAUCAAGUGUUCGUGCCAUGGAGGAAGAAAUCUCAACCAAGGUUGAUGCUUAUAUUAACAUGCUCCGACAAAGUGCUGAAGAUUGUGAAGAUUUAUGGGUAAGAUAAUAACACUUCUUUCAUAUUUAGGUGAGCAUUGAAGUUAAAAUUACAGCUGGAAUUCCCAUUAAGAAUGUUAUUCUACAAGAGGUGCUAACCUCUAAGGCCGCAUGGGUUAUACUAGAUAGGCACCUUGGACGGUGUAUGAAGUUGUAUGUUAACCAGAUACCUUGCAAGGUUGCAUUAGUUCAUGACAGCUUGUAUGUGGAAGUUUUGAGAAAUCAUACUAUAAGUGUAACGGAUGCCGUAGGACACAAGUCGUUUUAUUCCAUGUCGAAGCCUGUGCCCAUAUCAAACUUUCACGGGAGAGAAAAUAAGCUACCUACUACUUUAAAUAUUGUCCAAAAGCAACAAAGAAGUGCCUUCCGCAAUAAAUUCUCAGGAGCACCUCUUCUUUGUGUUGCUUGUGGGCUAAAGACUGAAUUGUAUAUCCAAGAUUCUAGGACAUUCACUUAUUCUGCGAUUCAACAAGCAACCGAUGACUUUUCCAACAAAAACUUGCUAGGAGAAGGUGGAUAUGGUCAUGUAUAUAAGGGUAAGCUUAAAGAUGGACAGCUGAUUGCAGCAAAGGUAAGGAAAAAAGAAAGUACCCAAGGAUUUGAUGAAUUUAAUUCUGAAGUAUCUGUCUUAAGUUUUGCUCGUCAUAAGAACAUUGUGAUGCUGCUGGGUUAUUGUUGCAAGGAGAACCUCAACAUUUUGGUAUACGAGUAUAUAUGCAACAAGUCUCUUGAUUGGCAUUUAUUUGAUAAUACAGAAAAUGUUCUUGACUGGCACCAAAGACGUGCUAUUGCAAUUGGCACUGCAAAGGGUUUGCGUUUUCUACAUGAAGAAUGCCGCGGAGGUCCCAUAAUUCAUAGGGACAUGCGUCCAAGCAAUAUACUUCUCACACAUGACUUUGUUCCAAUGCUUGGUGACUUUGGUCUUGCCAGAUGGAAGAUAAAUGAUGAUACUCUACAAACAAAAAUUCUUGGAACAUUAGGAUACCUUGCUCCAGAGUAUGCCGAGAAUGGAUUUGUUUCAGUGAGGACAGAUAUCUAUGCAUACGGGAUAGUUUUGCUACAACUAAUAUCAGGACGCAAAGUAAUUGAUCCGGAAAACAAAGGGAAAAAUUUAUCUCUGCGACAGUGGGCAGAACCAUUGAUUGAAAAGUUUGCGCUACAUGAGCUCAUUGAUCCUCGUAUUCGGGAGUCGUAUGACAAAUAUCAACUGUACCUCAUGGUCAAGACAGCUUACUUAUGCGUGCAAACAAGCCCUGAAAUGAGACCAUCAAUAGCGGAGGUUUUGCGCCUUCUUGAAGGAGAAAGUGAUAAUUUCAACCUCUUAAAGGAAAAGUUUGUGCCUCAUUAUACAAAGCGCUGA